CCCGCGCCUCCCCAGCCCCUCGGCCGGAAGUUGACGGCGGAGGACGGAAGGGGCGUGCCGGAAACGCCCUCGCGUGACGGUGCCACGUCGCGGGAGGCAGCGGCGAGUCGGGGCCCGGGUCGGGCCGGGCGGCGCGAUGGCGGACUGGGCUCGCGCUCAGAGCUCCGGUGCCGUGGAGGAGAUGCUAGACCAGGAGAACCGGCGGAUGGCUGAUAGCCUGGCCUCCAAGGUCACCAGGCUCAAAUCGCUGGCCCUGGACAUCGAUAGGGAUACGGAGGACCAGAACCGGUACCUGGACGGCAUGGGCUCGGAUUUCAUGAGCAUGACAGGCCUGCUCACGGGGAGCGUGAAGCGCUUUUCCACGAUGACGCGGUCUGGGCGAGACAACCGGAAGCUGCUGUGCGGUGUGGCCGGGGGCCUGAUCGUGGUCUUCUUCAUCCUCUACUACCUCCUGGCCAGAGCAAGGACGUGAGCCAGUGGAGCUGGCUCCGGGGGUGCCCUGGGCAACUAGGGUCUCCUGCCCGGUGCCUGGCUGCAGAGGACCUGCUACCUAACACUGCUUUGACAUGGUGACCGUGGCUUAGGGUCUCCUCCCGUGUGGCUGGGAGACCAGCUGCCUCCGACCUGAGCUGUGUGGCUGGCGCAGGGGCCCCAGGUGUUCGCGGCACCGACAGCCUCCUAGGAGCAGAGCAGCCGGGAACCCUGGACAUGGCCGCCCGUGGCCCGCAGCCCUUCCCCAGCCCUCGGCUCUGAUACCCCAUCCUUGUCUGGGAAAGGCCGCGUCUGCUCUCAGGUGCCUGGAUCUGACGGAAGCAGGUGAGGCUGCGAACCUCAGAUCAGCGCCAUCUUCCCCACGUGGGUUCUAGCCCAGGGUGGCAGUUCCUCCUGCCCCAGGCUGCCGAGCACAGUGGGUGGGCGGCGGUGCUGAGGGCCGCCGCUCAGCCUCGGCCUGCCCUCCAUUCCUGCGGCUGAAGCCAGACUUCCGGGGAAGAGCAGGUGGUGCGGAUGAAGGAGUGGAAUGCAGUCCUGGCUGGGGGCCCAGGCCACAGCCUUCUGGAUCUCGCGGCCGUGUAUCCAAGAGCAGAAAUCCACGUUUUCUCAGGAUUGAGGAUCCACCCAGAGAUGCGUUUCCUGCAGACCAGGGCUCUAGAAGCAGGUCCCUUUGGCAGUUCAGAGUCGGGCAGUGUGCGUGUGUGCGUACACGUGUGCGUGCACGUGCAUGAGGGCUUCUAUGGGUCUUGACAGCGGGCUUCCCUGUAAGGAGCCUGUUUGUAGGACCUGUGGUCACUUCUUGAGGGUUCCUGGGUAAUUCCCUCUGCACCAAGCCAGCCCUUCCUCCCACAGGGAGUCCUCCGUGCUGUGAGGGAGCUCUGAGCCAGACCUCCUCCCCAGCUUCUGCAGCCUGUCCUCCCGACGGCCUGUCCCCGGGCCCUAACUUCCCACUUGGCAGGCCCUGUGCCCACACAAACCAAACUCCAGGCCAGCGGCUUCUAACCCCAGGGUGACCCCAGUGCCCUUGUCCUCACAUAGAGCCAGUUAUUGGCUCUGUCCUUCGAGCCUUUGUUCCUAUCCUCUGCCUUCCCGGUCUCCCAUUACUGCCCGCAGGCUGUUGGCCCACUGUCCGCCUGCCUGCACCGUCACCCCAUGGGGCUUGUUGGCUCCUGCCAUCCGCUGCUCCCCCCAGCAGGCCGAGCCUGUCCUCAUGGUCACCGUGGUGUCCUCCAGCCCACCUGGCUGGGCGCCUCGGCCUCCGGGAGGGGUCCAAGGUCUCUGCUCUGCCUGCCCUGCCCUCCAGCGCAUGCUCAUGUCACCGAGCUCUCAAACCCACCCGUCUCUGGGGCUGCUUCCCUCCAUGGUGGUCCAGCCCUGUGACCCCGGGCACCUCAGCUCUGGCUCAGCCUCUGCUUCUCUCCAGUGAACCCCGUCGUGGGGGCCCAUCACCACGCGGCUGCCGCUGCCUGCCAUGCCUCCGCCCGGUCCUGCAGACAGCUGAGCCCGCGCUCCACGCCCCCACGCCUCCCUGGCCUGCGGUGCUGGCCUCGCCCGGAGAACAUGGCUCUGCUAUGGCACGAGGUCACCACGCCCCAGGGCUCUGCCUCUCGCGGGUGCGGAUGAGUGCGGUUCUGUCGGGCGGCCUCCGGGAGCGUCCUGCUCUGACUCCGCUGUGCUUGCCCACCUCCGUCGGCAACUUCAGCCGUUUUGGGGCCUGGACUUCUUGCUUCCCGUUCUUGUGUGAGGGUGGAUUCCAUGAGGGCGGCACGCAGGCCGGCACCCUCGGCACAGGUGUGUGUGCACACGGCACCUAACUGCUGGGAGGGUUGCCGACACUGAGCCCUCAGAGCAGCCCAUCUCAUGUGAGGACGACCUGCCAGGCUCCCCCACAACUCAAGGACGAGACAAUAAAAAUUUGGAAUAAACAGCAUUUCCCUGGG
Messenger RNA from Myotis myotis, 2432 nucleotides. It is a transcript of the gene BET1L, whose product is annotated as Bet1 golgi vesicular membrane trafficking protein like. Bases 137 to 472 code for a protein of 111 amino acids. NCBI's taxonomy places the organism in Eukaryota, Metazoa, Chordata, Mammalia, Chiroptera, Vespertilionidae. Gene Ontology annotation, biological process: retrograde transport, endosome to Golgi; regulation of retrograde vesicle-mediated transport, Golgi to ER. The transcript has 4 exons. Gene Ontology annotation, molecular function: SNAP receptor activity. The record is from RefSeq and is a predicted model, not a curated record. Gene Ontology annotation, cellular component: Golgi trans cisterna; SNARE complex.